Molecule: messenger RNA, 1012 nt
Organism: Acanthaster planci (crown-of-thorns starfish)
Lineage: Eukaryota; Metazoa; Echinodermata; Asteroidea; Valvatida; Acanthasteridae
Product: techylectin-5B-like
Source: RefSeq, a predicted model, not a curated record
UGCAAGUAUGGAAACACAAUCGAUUCCCACACUGUUCCUCCGAGUCGCUUUAUUACUUUGUCUCGUGUGCGUAAUCAGUUCUCUCAGCGUCCAGAAAAAUCCUUGCAGUGCAGUGAGACAUUUUGCGUUUCAUGGAGCAGCAAAUCGAGCGCUGAAAAAUUUUGAACUUCAUGAGUCAGUUGGAGGGAGGAGAGUUGUCUGCGGAAUAAAUUGCCAUGCCGAUCCACGCUGCAAGUCGUUCAAUUUCUACGAAUGGGACGGCACGUGUGUCCUGAACAAUGCUUCGCGUGAGGCACAUCCCGAGGACUUCGUGAAGACACCGGGCAGUGUGUAUUACGACGCCGAUGAAGGCACGGCCCUUUUGUCUUGCAGUAGCUGCAAGCAGCUCCGAGACGCGGGUUACCGUACUAGCGGCGUGUACACCAUCUACCCGGCCGCAUUCAGCGAUGGUUUGGAGGUGUUCUGCGACAUGGAGGCCGAUGGCGGAGGGUGGGUCGUAAUUCAAAGGAGGCAAGACGGCAGCGAGGACUUUGACCGCCCUUGGAAAGACUAUGCGGCCGGUUUCGGCAACCUGUCCGGUGAGUUCUGGCUAGGGAACACCGUCUUACAAGCGCUGACCUCAGCACCAGGGGGGUCGUGGAAGAUGAGGUUCGACAUGGAAGACUGGAUGGGAGGCAAGGUGUGGGCAGAGUAUAGCGGGGUUCGAUUGUCAGGGGACCAGUAUACACUUACUUUCAACGCGUUUAAUGUUGCUAGUACAGCUGGAGAUUCACUCGCUAACAACUACAAAUUCUCAACUAAGGAUCAAGACAACGACUUAUAUUCACCAGCGAAUUGCGUAUUCAUUCAAGGGGGAGCAUGGUGGCAUACUGCCUGUGGUUCCUCCAGCCUUAACGGUCCUUACCUUCAACCUAGUGACACCGAAGGUGGUAGAGGAAUUUAUUGGUAUACCUUUAAGAACGCUUAUUAUUCACUGAAAACCUGCACUAUGAAAAUAUCUGAAACGCGUUAA